AUUGCGACUCGCCUCACGCUGAUUCAAAAGAGAAGCUCUACGUGUAGCGAAAAUUAAAGAUUUCCCACGAAAAAAGGCCAAUUUCAGUCGUAAUUUUGUAAAUUUUAUAGCAAAUUGUCGUUGUAGUCGAGAAAAGUGAACAAAUUGACAGGAAAAUGUCCGCUAUGCAACCAGAAUAUGAUUACUUGUUCAAGUUGCUCUUGAUCGGCGAUUCGGGCGUCGGAAAAUCCUGCUUGCUGUUGAGAUUCGCCGAUGACACAUACACGGAGAGCUAUAUUAGCACAAUUGGAGUAGAUUUUAAAAUACGCACCAUUGAAUUGGAAGGAAAGACCAUAAAAUUGCAAAUUUGGGAUACAGCAGGACAAGAGCGCUUCCGUACAAUCACUUCGUCCUAUUAUCGCGGCGCCCAUGGCAUUAUUGUGGUUUUUGAUUGCACAGAUCAGGAAUCCUUCAACAACGUCAAACAGUGGUUAGAGGAAAUUGAACGUUAUGCAUGCGAGAAUGUCAAUAAAUUAUUAGUAGGCAAUAAGUGUGACUUACAAGCCAAGAAAGUUGUUGAUACAGCAACCGCUACGGAAUACGCAAAUCAAUUGGGAAUCCCAUUCCUCGAGACAUCGGCAAAGAAUGCAACAAACGUCGAACAGGCUUUCCUUACCAUGGCUGCUGAAAUCAAGAAUCGCGUUGGACCAUCGAGUGCUGCUACCGGCCCCGCGCAAAGUAUAAAUAUUACCCAAGGUAAAAAUGUGGAGCAAUCAAAGGGAGGCUGCUGUUAAUAACUUUUAACAGACACACACACACAUCAACAACUGAAGAACCCUUGUUUCCGCUUCUUGAUUUAAAAGAAAAAAAAAACAAAAAAAUUAAAUAAAAACCGACACACUUGCUUGACUCAAGAAUCAUUUAAAAAAAACCUACAUGAAUGGACAAUUCUAUAAUAAAUUCAAUAAAAGCUAAAAAAAAAAAAUAUUCAUAUAAAAUUAAGACAGAAAGAUUUUUUUCCAUUUUCUAAAAAAAAACACGCGCCUAACUUCAAAAAAAAAAAAAUUUUUUUUUCAAAUCAUCAGCAUUCUUCAAGAAUUCCAGCGCGAAAGAUUCGAUGAAAAAUUAAAAAAAUGAUGAAAAUAUUUAAAAAAAAAAUAAAUAAAUUACUAACGGUAAAAGAAUAUUAUUAGAAUU
This is a messenger RNA of Culicoides brevitarsis, 1176 nucleotides long. RefSeq names its product ras-related protein Rab-1A (gene Rab1). NCBI's taxonomy places the organism in Eukaryota, Metazoa, Arthropoda, Insecta, Diptera, Ceratopogonidae. Gene Ontology annotation, molecular function: GTPase activity; GTP binding. The record is from RefSeq and is a predicted model, not a curated record. Bases 156 to 773 code for a protein of 205 amino acids. Gene Ontology annotation, biological process: vesicle-mediated transport. The transcript has 5 exons.